AUGCAAUCAAUAAGCGAAUGUAAAAACGCAGAGGUUCAGUAGCCAGCCUCUAGUCAAGUGCACAAGUCAAAACACCCUGUCAGUGAUCUGCGGUUUCGGCGAGAAUAAAAAACAAAUAGUAAAAAAAAAAUUGCAUUAAACAAUAAUAAUACUGUAUAAUGAGAUUUUCAAACGGCUUGCAAAUCGCUUUAUUACUCUUCUUGAACAAAUGUUGUCUUAACGCUCUUCCUUCUAAGAAUGAUGAAUACAACUUAUCAGAAUUAGUUGAUCGUGAUUCCGAUUACGAUCAAGACGAUGAGGUUGAUAUUGAAGCAAUAAAUAAUUUUUUAAAAGACGAAGAUGAUGAUGAUGAGUGGUGUGAAUGGCUAAAAUGCGAUAAUGAUCUUAGACAGCCGAAAGGCUUUAGAAGAUAUGUGGAUGUACCGUUCAUUAAAAAAAUUUUAAAAAAUUUAAAUCCAUUUUCUAAACCUGAACUAACCAUGAAGUUCUACUUGUUUAAACAAGAUUUUCGCGAUUGCGGCCGGGAAAUAGGUCAUACAGAUGAUUCAUUCUACACAAGAGACUUGGAUAAUUCAAUUCCUACCAGAAUUCUUAUACAUGGCUGGAUGAGCCAGUCGCGUGGUUCUUUCAAUCGUGACGUUAAAAAUGCUUAUCUAUCACACGGCGAUUACAACAUUAUCAUAUGCGACUGGAGUAAUCAUGCGGCAAAUAUUAAUUAUUUUCAUGUGGUUCACUUAAUUGAGACGUUUGGCACUAAAGUGGCCGAGUUUACGCGAAAAUUGCAUGAAAAAGUUGGCAUAGAUUACGACGACAUCUAUUUAAUUGGGCAUUCAUUGGGUGCACAAAUUGCAGGAGCUGCAGGCAAGCGUCUACAACCACAUCGGUACAAUACGAUAUUUGCUUUAGAUCCAGCCGGCCCCAAAUUUCGCAGGCGCACAAUAAACUUUCGUAUCGAUCCCACCGACGCCAAUUAUGUAGAAACGAUACAGACAAGCCGCUUAGGAUUUGUCGAUCCCACCGGCAACGCGACUUUCUAUCCAAAUUUUGGUCUUAGUCAAAAAAAUUGUUUGCAACCGGCAUGUUCUCACACGCGAUCCUAUAAAUUUUUUGCGGAAUCCAUUAUUUCGAGUGCGGGAUUCUGGGGCAUCAGAUGUAACAGAAGCAUGCAUUACAACUGGGAAUGUGAUAAAAACAUGAGAUACGGCGAAUAUCCGAUGGGCGGUGAUCCUUCAAUCCAAAAAUCUGGCAUAUUUUAUGUUGAAACUAACGACAAGCAACCUUUCGCUUUGGGAAGAUUGGCAAGAUUUUUAAGGCACUAAGCCAAGCGAAAAAUACAUGUUACAAUUAGUUUAGAACAUAGGCAAAAAGAAAAAUGAAUGUUAACCUUGUGCUGUGAUAGAAAACGAUUACGCCAUAUGUAAAUUAAUAAUCGCCAUAGCCGGAUUAGGGCAUUUACCUCGGCUAACUGCCCGUCCCCUCUCCACCUAGGAAAUAUGUUUGCAUGCAUAAAACUAAGAGGCACAUAUAUGCAAAUAUAUAUAUUGUCUUCAUACUUAGCGUUCAAUUUAUUUUCUUUUUUUAAAUUUCUAUAAAAAAAUUAAAAGCAACACGUUUGCUAAUAUAAUUUCAUUGAUUUUUUAUAUGAACUUUAAUUUUGUUAUCACUGUAUAAUGCUAACGAUGCACUUCAAGUGUGCGACGUGAAUAAUGGGCAACGCGUGCGUGUUCGUGUGCAUUAUUGUUUUGACUUUCUCUUUACCUACACAAAUGCCUUCUAUCCUAAACCUAAUUGUUUAUGGAAACGUUGUUUUCCAUUUGAAAAUAUCGACUAGCAUUCAUCAUCAGAGGUAUUCCUGAGGUCGAGAUUUGUGAGUGAGUAUAAAGAGCAGUAAAUUGAUGAUAAAUUUGAUUGAAAUGACUUAAGGGCUUUCGGGUCAUACAGACUGCUCAAACGGCAUCAUUCAUUUGUCAAAAGCCAAAGCACGAGCGCAGUAGCGUUUAUUAUACUCCGAAAUAAAAAUAUGAUGACGAACUUAAUGACCAACCUUCUGACAUAUAAUUUUCUUCUCAGCAUGAUAAAUUUAAUAACCAAAUUUCUUCUUUUGGUUUUGCUAACAUGUGGAUAAAAUAAUCAUUGCAUGCAACGUAGUAAAUUUAAAUACAUAUAUAUACAUGAGUAUAAUAAAAUAUUUUACAACCU
Molecule: messenger RNA, 2199 nt
Organism: Glossina fuscipes
Lineage: Eukaryota; Metazoa; Arthropoda; Insecta; Diptera; Glossinidae
Product: phospholipase A1-like
Exons: 3
Coding region: 159-1319 (386 amino acids)
Biological process (GO): lipid metabolic process
Molecular function (GO): lipase activity
Source: RefSeq, a predicted model, not a curated record